UUAGCUGCAGCUUUCUAGGUUAUUUUUUAGGUGUUUGUUCAUUUUCAAGUUCUGUAAUUCACGCAGACAAAUAAGAUUACAUACAAGUGUUUUGUUUUGUACAAAAAAUAAGCUCAAAUAACAAUGCGAUUUUUAAUAAAUCAAGGUGGUUGUGGUAGUGAGCGUGUAGGCUGCUUGAUUGGAUUUGUGAAGUCUCCUAAUGCGGUCUUAGAAACACCGACAUCCGCUCUUUUAACACAGAGUGCAAGUGUAGUAAAUUUGACAGCAGAAGUGCUAGAUAAGGUAUUUUCAAAGCCCAAGCUGCUGUGGGUGCCACUAUCCAAGUCCAUCCACCUGGAAACAGGACUGAAGGCUCAAGGACAGGGUGUGGCGAAGUUUGCUGGUGUAGCGAAUCACUUAACUUGUGUAACCUUGCAUAAUGUCUGUGAAGCCACUCCCUCUGGACAUUUUGAACCAGACAAGGUUCCAUUGUGGUCCAAGAAUGGAAAGAAAAUGAUUACUGCUGACAAAUAUAUGGAUCUAAUGGCAAUUUUCAAACCAGACAUAAUUUUGGCGAUUGCAGAUGGUCAUGUGCGCCUUGAUGAGGGCCACAAAAGAGUGAAUAAGUCAUUGAAUAGGACUUGUAAAAUGUUGGACAUCUGUGUGGAUCGAUAUAAGGCCUCAAAGGAAUUUCGAUAUAGUGCCCUCAUAGGUGUAUUAGUUGGUCCAAACAUAGAGAAGAGCUGUGACGAGUCCAUAAAACAUGUUCUGAGUCACAGGGAUAGUAUAUGUGGUGUAGCUUUACAAGGUUUGGCCGAUGGUACAGCUGAAAGCUUAACAGUUCCUAUUAACAAGCUAGAAUCAAUUUUGAAGAGAGUUAGUGAUGCAUUACCUAAAGAUUUGCUUCGUAUAAUAGAAGGUUGCUGGAACCCAACUGUCAUAAUGACAGCAAUCCAACACGGCUGGGAUGUCUUUGACGGUUCGUACCCGCUCAAACUGACAAAUUGUGGCCAGGCGUUAGUUUUAAAUUUCGAUAUUAGUCGAAAUAGUGAAGAAUUGUGUAUAUUAGAUCUCAAUAUUGAAAGGUAUAAAGAAGACUUUCGCCCUGUGCUUUUGGACUGUGAUUGUUUAACUUGUAAGAAACACACAAGGGCUUACAUUCGACAUCUUCUUAACACUAAGGAAAUGUUAUCAUCAGUAUUACUUAGCAUACAUAACCUCCAUCACUUCGACCGAAUGUUCCAUCACGCGAGGCUCCAUAUAGCUUCAAAUACAUUCGGAGACUUCAAGCGGCAUAUCGUCGACCAAUACGAGAAGUAUAAAAACAGCCAACCAAUAAGCGAGGAGAAUGAAGAGAUUGAGACACAGAAUAAGAAGAUUCGCGUAAAUGACGUAUUAUAGUUUGUAGAUGUUGAUUGUAGACGUUGUGAUUUAGUUGUCUAAUACGGGUAUUAACCGCGCACGUACCUUUUUUACUUCAGACGUGUAAGAUUAGUUGUGAUGUAGUUUAGUUUGGUUAAUAUCGAAUGAGUUCGUGACAGUUUCAAUAAUGAUAGGUAAAUACUGUCAUACACCUGUGAAUUCCAAUAGUUAAAAUCCGUGUUGUUCUCAAGUUUAACGUUUUGGUGAAUGAUACAGCCGUAACACAAGAAAAUGAGAAGGGAAAUUAUGAAAUGGAGCAGUGACAGCUUUUGUUUUUCAUAUUUGAUUGAUGUUAGUAAUAUCUUGAUAUUUUUGACGUAUUUCGAUAAAACUACACGUGGUCAGAAAAUUCUGUUAAAACACAUGAUAUAUAGUCUAUGCAUAUUACGCUACCAUAAAUAUAUGGUGAGUGGUUUAAUAUUUCACAAAAAAAAUGUCGUUGCUUUUAUAGCAGAACGGUAUUUAGCAUAAUAAGAACCCAUUCGAUAUUACAGUAGAAACUUAAUUUAAGUUACAAAUAUCGAUCCUGUUAGUCUGGACUUACACUAGUAUGCUUAAAACAGGUUAAAUUGUUUGAUUUAACAUAUUUUAUGUAUAUAUCACCACAAGUGGCAUGAAGAGUGCCCAGUGGAGGCACGGAUGUGGUACUACAUCACACAUAUAAUGGCGAAAAAUUUGUGAGUAUCUUUGUCAUUACUUCACGCUCAAAUGGCUGGGACAAUUUUUGAGAAAAUUGAUACCUUGGAUAUACAUGCGAUUGUGGUAGAUGGCGUUAGUGUGCAUAAACAUUUUAGUAUCUUUUUUAAUAUUAACUAGAUAGGUAACACCUCGGGGUGCUACUAGUACUGAUAAUACAAAAUAUAUGUAACUUAUCAAAUCUUAACCUCGGCCGUUGCACAGCCACAGGUAAUAAUAUUUAGCGUCAUUUAUGCGUGUAUAAAUCUAAAUUGUCACAAUAACAGUGAAAACUGCAUUGAAAUCCGUUAUCUGGUUUGAAAGAAGAAAGCUUAGAAACAGACAUACGCGGAGGGUGCCUUUGUUUUAUACUAUAUAAAUUUUCAGCUGUCUGUCUUGUCAGUCAGUUCAUAAAAUAUUCUACCUCAAAUAUUUAAAAAAUAUACUUUAAUUAUGUGUAUGGUAUAGUGUAAUCUUUGAAGUAAGUACGCUUUUGUACUUAAACAACCUAGAUCGUUCUCCAAAAAUCGGCAAAACAAUUUGUUAGAUACUCUUUAACGACUAUAGCUAUUAAUUAAAUUGUUAAAAACUAUUUGUUUACUAAAAACAAUGUGAUGUAUUAAAUAUACCAGACUAAUUCUAGAAACGGAAAUAACAUUAGGAUUAAUCGAUUGGGCAUUUUUACAUUAAGAUUAAAUAUGAUUGGGGAAAUUCAUGACGAUGACGUCAAUGCAUUAAUGAUAGUGUGGAGAGAAUAGCGGGCUCGCUAUUGGACGAAAAUGAUUGUUUCACAUUCACUAAUGAAAAAUCCCUCUUAACUUUUAUUUGGAAAUUUUUUGACAACGUAAUUUAUUAUUGUAAUUUAUAAAUAACAAGCAUAAUAUUUUUAUGUUUUAAACAAACUUUUUAUUGAGCCUUUAAAUUAUUAACUAAAUAAAAUUUAGCAAUGUUUAAACAUUUUUAUUUAUAUUAUGUGUAUGGUUACACUUACUACUUCGACUUGAUCUUGGAAUUUCUUUUGCAUUUUUAAUAGACCGUCCCGUAGAUUAUUAUAAGAAUAGAGUUUAAUUAAUUUAAGUAAUGUGGCUGUUGAAUGAUGCGUACUUAAAAUUAGCGUCGCCGAACUAUCAAUAGUUUUAAACGAAAAAAGCCAUGCUAUCAAAACUCAUACUAUCGAUCGCUAUUUUGGAGCAAUUCUGUUGUAAAUUACAAUACUAUCGAUAGCAUCAAACAGUGAUGACGAUUAUCGAUACUAUUGCUCUUCAACAAACGGUGCACAACAGUUAACAAUUUUUAUUACAUGAAAAUAAUUCACUUUUCAUGUAAUUUAUAUGUAUAUUUGAAAAAAAAUAACGACAUAAAGGUCCUAUCGAUGCUAUCGAUAUUAUUGUUUUUACUCAAACUAUGAAUAGUCUAUCAAAACGCUAUCGAUAGUUGACUAUCGAGCGGCAACGCUUAAUAGGUGUUAUCUUUGUAAAUGUUGCGGUGUGGACCAUGUUCUACUAUGUUAGAAAAAUAAAGUGAAUUGCUUGUUCAUCAGGUCAUGACGUAGUCGACAAGUAUUUUAAUAACUAAAUACAAUAAUUGUCAAUUUAAUUGAUCAUUUUUUAAAAUUACGUAAUUUAUUAUUUUUUAUUCUCAUUAAAGUAUAUUUGGAAUGCAUUGUGAUUCGGUGACGGCGUGACACAUCACCAUCAUGUCAUACAAGCUCCAUAUAUUUUUUGUUUAGUUGGAAAGUACCCAAUGUAUAAAUACACAGGAUUGGUAUCCUGUAAUUUUUUUGAAACGUUCGAGUUUUUUCAUGUCGAAAUUUAUACAAAAGUUGCACCUGCAAUGUUUCCAUGGAAAGAUAUAAUUAUAAAUAUUUUCUUUUA
Messenger RNA from Plodia interpunctella (Indianmeal moth), 3950 nucleotides. RefSeq lists its product as uncharacterized. Lineage: Eukaryota; Metazoa; Arthropoda; Insecta; Lepidoptera; Pyralidae. The coding region runs from base 124 to 1380 and encodes 418 amino acids. The record is from RefSeq and is a predicted model, not a curated record. The transcript is spliced from 7 exons. Gene Ontology annotation, molecular function: tRNA-guanosine(34) queuine transglycosylase activity.